Molecule: messenger RNA, 609 nt
Organism: Didymodactylos carnosus
Lineage: Eukaryota; Metazoa; Rotifera; Eurotatoria; Philodinida; Philodinidae
Source: the annotation of a GenBank genome assembly
AUGUGGCCGCCUUAUUUUAGCUAUGAUUGGAUAAUGGCGCACGUAUAUGAUAAUAUUCAACUUCCACCAUAUGAAUCAAUUCCGAAACAAAAUGUAACGCUAGGACAAGGAACUACGUACUAUGACUGGCCUACGAGAGCUAUGAUCGAGAUUUACAAAGACUACUGUAUACCAGUUUUUCAAACUGAUACUAAUUUUACGUGCAAUCUUCUAAAUGUGGACAGUAUUGCUUAUAUUAUUGUAACCGAUGCUCGUCAAACAAAACGUCCACCAUGUUGUAUUUAUCAAAAUCCUUGGAAUCCACCGGCACCUGAUUUUCUUCAACCGGGAAAAGGAGUAAAAUAUAAUGGUACGGGUAUAUUUAUCGAUGAUUCUGGAGCUGAACGACCAGUUGUUUGGUGGGGGAUAGCUGAUCCAACAACCCCGUUUGGGUAUUCGUUUUUCUUGGACACAUGCAAGUUCCCAUCUUGUGUACCAUCACAAUUUUUUUUCAGUGCUGUAACUGGUUUUGCAAGUCAGUUUUUUAGCAAUUACUCACUUGAGCGCCCACCUUCAAGUGUAUUCACUAUCCCACCUGAAUGUACGUCAGCUAAACCAUGCGAUGCUUAA